Messenger RNA from Lineus longissimus, 2339 nucleotides. Its product is annotated as FMRFamide peptide receptor frpr-18-like. NCBI's taxonomy places the organism in Eukaryota, Metazoa, Nemertea, Pilidiophora, Heteronemertea, Lineidae. The transcript has a single exon. Gene Ontology annotation, biological process: G protein-coupled receptor signaling pathway. Gene Ontology annotation, cellular component: plasma membrane. Gene Ontology annotation, molecular function: G protein-coupled receptor activity. The record is from RefSeq and is a predicted model, not a curated record. Bases 845 to 1825 code for a protein of 326 amino acids.
CUGACAGACAUGUGCCAGUCAACAUCUCACACGCUCAUGGAUGGCCAACUUAAAGAUAACCUAAAGCAGGUCAUACAUAGCACUUUGAGCUGGCGUCUCCGAAUUCAAGUGAAAUUCUCAAAUAUCUACAUCGUCUCGAUCCACCUUAUCGACUUACGACACGCGGAGGAGAAACUCGUCUCGCAAGCUGCCGCCGGACCAGGUAUCGCAUUCUUAUCGGGGAGAACUUCGCCAUUGAGAACCACAUAAAAUGCACGUGUGAGUGGUAGUUGUACAAAUGUAAACCACCAAGUUUAAGUGAGCGUUUCUUUCGCGCGGUCCACGCGACAAUUGAAAGGCGUGGAAAUGUUUCGGUUAACAGUAGAUCUCUGAAAUAGCUCUCCAUCAUCCUUUGAAACGCGGUCGUAUGUUAAUCCUUCCCAUAUUAUGCCGUGCGACUGAGGUGAAGGAAUUAUUUCAUUCUUGCCUUUAUUAUGUAGACAGAUGUGUUCCCCUCUACCUUUAUGUGUUAAACUCUUGAUAUUGCCCCACAUACGCUGGUGUCUAGUUAAUUGGGCUGUGGGUCAUUUGAUCGCCCCAUCAUUCAGAUGCAGAUGCAUGCCUAUUUCACUUUGACCAGACAUACCCCGUCACAGCUUUGACAAACGCAAGAAGAUACAUGAACUUCGUAGUAGUGAAGGAAAUGCGGUUUAUAGUCGUGUGCUAACUGCAAGAAACACCUAAGUGAUGGUAUUAAAUUGAUGCAGAGUCAAGUAGGUAUAGUAUUUGUAUGAUAGUUAAGAAGAAGGGAACGAAUUGGUAUGCCAAUUGUUUAUCAUAACAGGGGUCGAUACAAAUCGAGAAAAUGAAUGAUUCAGUCAUAAGUUGGCGGACCUUUGGCGAUGAUGAUCAGAUGACUGACUUGCUAAAGCGCAUCACAUCUGUCCUGAGUCAGCAAGUCCCUCUCGGUCUGAUGGUGGUGGGCGUUACUGGCAACAUUCUCUCCUUUGUCUUACUCUCGCAAACUCAGUACAGAUCGUCUUCUACCUGCCUCUACAUGAGGGCACUGGCAGUAUCUGAUUCAUGUUAUCUAAUUUUUAAAAUCGGAAGAACAGUGGCCAUUAUUUUAUUUGAUAGUUUGGUCCAAUCGUUUAUCUUCUGCUCAGGGAUGUUUGCCGUUGUUCAUACCUUCGCCUCGGUGUCAUCGAUCCUCCUCGCCGCGAUGUCUCUUGAUCGACUCAUCGCGGUUGCUGUUCCUUUAAAAGCGAAGAUUUUGUGCAGCAUUCGUAGAGCCAGAAUCACCAUCUUUGCAUCUCUCGUUGUAAACAUUCUGAUAUACACGACUGUGAACUUCUUUAGACAACGUCGAAGUUACACAAAGAUUACUCAGUCAUGUUUGUACGCACUCCCUGGCAAUCUUGGUUCCUACUAUGCCCAUUUAAGACUCAUUGCUGUGUAUUACAUUCCACUUGGAAUAAUGUUUGUAGCCAAUGUUGGUAUCAUUUGCGUGAUAUUGAGACGUCAAGGUAAAACGUCAAAACUCCAUCAACAAGACGACUCUGGUAAGAAAAGCAAAGAUGGUUACAUCACGGUCAUGUUGCUGACGGUAUCAAUAAGUUCGUUUGUAUUUCUGUUCCCCAAUAAAGCUAUGAAUAUUUACUACAGCAGCGUGAGGGGGAAACUGGACCCUCGAUCAAUUGUUCUAAGAGAUAUGAUAUCUUCAGUUACGACUCUUCUUCUCUAUUGCAAUUAUGGCAUGAACUUUUACGCGUACACGCUACCGAUAGCGAAAUUCCGCACAGAAUUACUUGGUCUGUUCUGCCUUGUCUGUACAAGAAGGAAAUGAAGUAAGCAAUCUUGAAGACGCGCCAUUAUGUAUACAUUCGAGGCUUAAGUGAAAACUCCAUUCAUACAUGCACAUGUAGUCGACGUUUUUAUGUGACGUUUUGUGUUUGGGACGAAUGGCAGCUUUGAUAGGCCCUCCAUCAAAGUGGCAACCACACAAGAAAUUCUCAACGAAUUCAACAUCGUGGUAAUCUGAAGCUUGUGUGAAAUAAAAAUGUCGCUCUAUUUCACACAAGGCUCAUAUCGCCAGAGCCUGGCUAUUACAGGCGAAGAAAAUCUCCACUCUAGCAUGAAAACCUCUGUGGUUCAACGGUUAGAAUGACUUCAGGACUUUCGGUCUGGUGGUCACGGGUUCGACUCCCCGUGUAUCAUUCAUGUACUAAUAGCAGUAAUAAUGAUAAUAAUGAUAAUAAUAAUUCUAUUAUCUAUAUGAUUUUUAUCUUGAAACCCCCUGAACCCGAACUACAUAAGCGUAAGAGAAGUACUAAACCCUGGAACAAUUCUCCUUUACUCAA